Molecule: messenger RNA, 1587 nt
Organism: Microsporum canis CBS 113480
Lineage: Eukaryota; Fungi; Ascomycota; Eurotiomycetes; Onygenales; Arthrodermataceae
Exons: 4
Coding region: 1-1587 (528 amino acids)
Biological process (GO): transmembrane transport
Molecular function (GO): transmembrane transporter activity
Source: RefSeq, a predicted model, not a curated record
AUGGGCUACGACAACGAUCUGGAUGUUCCUGGCACGGAACGGCUUUUUAACAUCGACGGGGAACAUCUCUCUACCCACGUUGAGGUUGAGAUCAUCUUGAUUCCCAAGCCAACGGCCGAGGGCAGUGAUCCGUUGACAUGGUCGAUAUCAAAGAAGUCCUGGCAGCUGUUUCUUCUCUGUCUCUAUGCGUGUACAUUCUCGUAUGGGGAGAACAUGCUUGGAGCAGCAUGGACAACCGUCUCCCGCGAGGCUGAGAUAUCCCUGGAAAACAUGAACGGGGGUUCAGCACUCAACUACCUGCUUCUCGGGCUUGUCAAUGUCUUCUGGGUGCCUAUUGGCAUGAAGCUGGGUCGCCGUCCGGUCUUUCUCAUCACCACGCUCAUCUGCAUGCUGACUGCUGUCUGGCUGGGCUAUGUCCACGGCACGGCGCAGUGGAUGACCAACCUGGCCAUCAACGGCUUUGGGGUUGCUGCGUACCAGGCAGUCAUCCAGCUGAGUGUGUUUGACAUGUUCUUUGCCCAUCAGCGAGGACGGACGUUGUCCUUUUAUCUAUUUGGCCAGCAGCUGGGCUCGAUUCUGGGACCCAUCACUGGAGGCAUCAUCUCAGACGGGCCGGGCUGGAGAUGGACUCAAUGGAUCUGCUCCAUGAUCUUCGCCGUCGUCUUGAUUCUCCUGUUCACCUCAUUUGAAGAGACCCUCUUCCCACGCUUCUUGUUCGAGAGUGGCCAGCAUGGCACCGGCACCGCCAAAAAGCAAAUAGACGAGGCAGCCUCCGCCAACGAGGUCGAUUAUACCACCCCAGACAUACCCUACAGCUUCCCGAAGCGAACUCACCUCCAACGCCUGAGGCCAUGGGUGCAUUUCCCCCAGGACAAGACGACCUACUGGCAAUACUUCCGUCGGCCCUUUGUCCUCUUCCUCUUCCCCAAUAUUAUUAUCGCAGGCGUCAUAUUCGCCUUUGGCUGCACGGCGGGCAUCGUCUCCUUCGGCACCAUCUCCCGCAUCACCUCUGCACCGCCAUACAACUGGUCCACCACGUCGACAGGUCUAAUCUACCUGGCUGCCCUGGUCGGAAACAUCGCCGGUUGGGCCACCGGCGUCUCUAGCGACUUCAUCGUCAUGCGCCUGGCACGCCGCAACAACGGCAUCAAGGAGACAGAAAUGCGUCUGUGGACGUUGUGCUUCUCAUUCGUCUACGCUGCUGUCGGCUACAUGCUCUAUGGCUGGGGAGCGCACUUCGGCAUGCACUGGAUCACCAUCGCCAUCGGGCUGGGCUGUAUGAUUGCGCAUCAGGUGUCUGCUUGCUCUGUCGCUACGGCGUACGCCAUGGAGUGUUUCCCGGGUAUAUCGGGGGAACUGGUCGUGGUUCUUUCGAUCUGUUCGUCCGUCAUCAACUUCCCGCUCUCCUUCACGGUGCAGCAGGUUGUGGAUGCGAUGGGGUUUGGGUAUGCGUUUGUGUUUUAUGGGUUCUGCGUCCUGGCCUCCAUGGCAGCAGGGAUUCCCACCGUUAUAUACGGCAAGUCGUGGCGUCGUCGUGCCGCUCCCAAGUGGAAGAAGUGGCUUGCAGAGAGAGGCCGUGUCGACUAG